CGCAUCCCGGAGCGCCCCGCGCGCGGCCCCGAUGCUGGACAUGAGCGAAGCGCGCGCGCAGCCGCCCUGCAGCCCGUCGGGCACUGCCAGCUCCAUGUCACACGUGGAGGACUCGGACUCGGAUGCGCCGCCUUCGCCCGCCGGCUCUGAGGGUUUGGGCUGCGCGGUCGGCGUGAGCGGCGGCGGCCGGGGCAACGCGGGCGAGGCUGCGGCGGAGGAGCGCUUCCCGGCCUGCAUCCGCGACGCCGUGUCGCAGGUGCUCAAAGGCUACGACUGGAGCCUGGUGCCCAUGCCAGUGCGCGGCGGCGGCGGCGGCGCGCUUAAAGCCAAGCCACACGUGAAGCGCCCCAUGAACGCCUUCAUGGUAUGGGCGCAGGCGGCGCGCCGCAAGCUGGCGGACCAGUACCCGCACUUGCACAACGCGGAGCUCAGCAAGACGUUGGGCAAGCUGUGGCGCCUGCUGAGUGAGACCGAGAAGCGCCCCUUUGUGGAGGAGGCUGAGCGGCUGCGGGUGCAGCACAAGAAGGACCACCCUGACUACAAGUACCAGCCACGCCGGAGAAAGAGCGUGAAGACCGGCCAGGGCGACUUGGACUCCGGUGCCGAGCUGGGCCACCACCUGGGCAGUGGUGCCAUGUACAAGGCCGAUGUGGGCCUUGGUGACAUGCACCACCAUGGCGACAACACAGGGCAGACCCAUGGGCCACCCACCCCCCCCACCACCCCCAAGACAGACCUGCACCACCCAGGUGGGGGUGGCGGCAAGCAGGAGCUUAAGCUGGAAGGUCGCCGCCUGGUGGACAGCAGCCGCCAGAACAUCGACUUCAGCAAUGUGGACAUCUCAGAGCUGAGCAGCGAGGUCAUCAGCAACAUGGACACCUUCGACGUCCAUGAGUUUGACCAGUACCUGCCCCUCAACGGCCAUUCGGCCAUCACCGCUGAGCCGGGCCAGGUGGCUGCUGGCUCCUAUGGGAGCGCCUCCUACUCCCAUGCAGGGGCGGCCACCAGGGGGGUGUCCCCAGCUUGGGCCCAUAAGGGGGCCUCGUCAGCCUCAGCGUCGCCCACUGAGGCAGGCCCCCCACGGCCCCACAUCAAGACAGAGCAGCUGAGCCCCAGCCACUACAGUGACCAGUUGCACGGCAACUCUCCCAGCCACGCUGACUACAGCUCCUACAGCGCGCAGGCCUGCAUCACCACGGCUUCCCCCUCCGUGUCCUCUGGCUCCAUCCCCGGCUCGCAGUGCGAUUACACCGACCUGCAGGCCUCUGGUUACUAUGGCCCGUACCCUGGCUACCCUUCCAGCCUGUACCAGUACCCCUACUUCCAUUCAUCCCGUCGGCCCUAUGCCUCACCCCUGCUUAACGGCCUGUCCAUGCCGGCUGCGCACAGCCCCACCAGUAACUGGGAGCAGCCCAUGUACACCACACUGACCCGGCCCUGAGGGGACCUGUUCCUGGCCACAGGGAGGAGAGACCUGGCGAGGGAGGAGGACACUUUCUCUACAAAGAAAAACAGUCCUGGAAAUCUUCCGGAAGAUAUGUGCUCAGGAGGGUGGAGGAAGCAGCCGCUGGCGUCUGCGGGGAAACCACGUUUGGUUACGGGUGUCCCUGUGCUUCCAUAUCUCCAGAGUCUCACCGAGACAGCUAUUUCUUCCUUUUCCCUCCCUCUCUGCAAUGACGGGCUGGUGACUCCAAGAUGAAGGAUGGCCACCCGGUCACUGUUCCAGAGGACCCUGGACACCAGCACAUUGGCUUCGUGUCUCUGUCCAUGCAGGACAGCCAUUCACAGCACAGAGAAUACAGGUGCCGGCUGCAUUAUGGAGGCCUGGAGGAUCUCCGGGACUGGCUGAUGAUGUUAUCAGGGCAACUACAGAUCACCUGGGAUUCACCACGCGAGCAUCUCUUGGGACCAACCAACCCGUGUGCACUGAGGCGUUUCUUGUAGUCAGAGCUCUUCCAAGCAAGGUUUGACAGUGAUUAACACUCAUUUUUUAUUUUGGAAGCAUAAAAGUGUUUGGUUCAUUUUGAACGCUAUUGAAAAUGUAUUUAUGUUCUGUAUUAUUUUAUGUUUAGUUAAUGAAGUCAUUUGUGCAAAGAGUAGAUUUUUAAGACAGAAUCGAAGUUGCAGAAGCUUAGCAAAGGGGAGGUGGGGUUGACGGUCUUGUUCCAGGCACGUGGAGGCUGCUGGGGGAGGCCUGGGCAGCUCCUGCCUCUCUGGGGCUGGAAACCCGAGGGAGGAGAAGGGGUUUGUCUUGUGUCUGUGAUCAGGUUGCAGCCCCUCAGCUAGGUCAGAGUCUGGAAGUUAUGGGCAUUACGGAACCUUGGUCCCUGCCUACACCCACGCUGAGCUGCACAAGACUGGAAUUUUCUGGGAAGGGUGGCUGAAGAAAUGCGUAUAUUCAGCUCUUAGGAACCAGGUGUCACCUGCCAAAUGGUAAAACUGAAGCAUUCUCUGCUGAACAUUUUUAGCUCCUUAGUUGUAGACGAAUAACACCUGAUUUACCUGCACUGCUUUUUCCACCGUAUGCUGAGCAUAUGAUAACCGCCUACUUCAUGGACACCUGUGCCUUGAAAACUUUGUAAAUUUAAAUGCAUUGGAGAGGUUGCUUCUUUUUACUUUUUCUACUCUUUCUUACCUUUUUCUAAAAGACAUUUUUUUGUUGUUUUUGUGUAUUUCUUGGGGGGUGGGGAACUGCAGCAGACUCAUUUUUAUCAAUCUAUUUUUCUGUGAGUUUGCAACUACUUUGGAUGUCACUUACCUGCUGUGUCUCACUACUUCCUGGCCAAGCAACACUAACUUUCGUACAGAUUGAUUUGAUAAAAAUUAAAAACAAAAAAAAAACGCUUUUUAUCUACACGGGGUGUGUUUUGUGCAUUGCUCCUCCCACCCGGGUAUGAAUGGCCACGGGGUCCUUUGUGGAAGGGAUUGGGUGGCGAAAGCCCUGCCAAGGGCUUCUGAUGGCUUCCUGGCUUAACCCUGAACUCGCCCCUGAGUUAGAGAAAAAACAAAACCAAACCCGCUGCCGUCGAGUCGAUUCCGACUCGUAGAAAGGCUUGUCUACAUUCUCAGGAGGAUGUGGUCACUGGAGUGCCCGCCCCCCAGGUCCCCACCAAGGGUGGGGGAAGCUCCCUGGCCCAAGGGGAGGUGGCCAGACGUCACUGUCUUUCACUGAUUCCCAUCUCAGAUGCUCUGGGAAGCGGGGUGACAUGUCUUCCUUUCUUGGGGGGCCUCUUCAGUAGCAAACGGGUCCAGAUGGAGCAGACUCAGGCUGAGUUUUCUCCCAGGCAGGCCCUGGAGCUGGUUUCUGGGUGGUGGUACUGUGCAGGGAGCUGGCGGCAUUUUCGGCCCUGGCAUGCAGCCAGCUGGGAGCUGCUUGAAAGCCCUGCAAGCACCCGGUGGAAUUUUCUGCUUGGCAGAAAGCGUUUCUAGGGAGAAAACAGUCUGGAGAGUCAGGCCUGUCCCCCACCAGGCCACAGGGGUACACUUGGGGGGCUUCCCGGGUGGGGGAAGCUGUGAGGAUGUGGGCUCCCCGGGGCUCUCAGUUCGGGGUGGGAAGAGGGUUAUGCUUCCUCAGGCAUCCGAACACACAAGGCAGUGGGGUCUGCAGUGGGGUGGCCAGUUGGAGGGGUACCCUCCCUGCUGCUCCUCACCUACUGGCACCCAUGCGGCUGCCCUCCAGACCCUGCCCCUUGCCCCUUGGGGAGCCAUGUCCAGGCUGCCAGGAGCAGUGUUUGGGAAGAGCUGCUCUGAUUUAUGAGCAUCUGUGAGGCAGGGCUGUGCCAAGCAUGAGUGGGGCGGAGUCUAGGGAUAGGGCUGCUGAAAGCUGGGCGCAGGGCCGCCUGCUGCCUGCGUGGAGCCUCCCAGCCUGUCCUGUGCCCAGCCAGGGGCUGGCUAGGCCCAUAUGGCCCUCGGCGUUGAACCCUCGGUGCUCAGCUGGCCAAGGCCAGCUCGCUGCCCCUCUCUAGUGCCGAGUUUGCCUCGGCCGUGCCAGGUUCCCAAGGACCCACAGGCCCUGCCAGGCUGGCUGUGCUUGGGCGGGCUCUGAAGGUUAACUCCUGGGGGUCUGGGCUCCUGACACUCACAGGACAUCCUCCCAGCUCCCCUGGUGGGAGCAGCCCGAGCCCUGGGUCUGGCCUAUCCUCUGUGGAUCUACUCAUAUUUAAACUUCCUGAAGUUUUGAUAGGAGGCACAGCCAGCCCCCCGCCGACUCCGUGCCCUGGCUAGGCUGGGGGACACCAAGAAGCUUUGUCCCCACUUCUCCAGGCCCUUCCACAGCCCACCCGGGCUCGGCCUCUGCCCCUGCCCCUCUCAAGAGAGCCCAUCCCAUCCUUUCCCAUGACAGCCGAGUGUGCUUCCUGGGCCAGCCCUUCCCCUCAUGCCUCAGUUUCCUCUCCUGUGAGAGGGGAGGUUUGGUCCCACCCCCCUCCACGGCAUUUCCAGACCGACCUGGCUGAGGGCUGCUGCCUUCUUCCCCAGCAGGUCUCGAAGACAGGGGCCCGAUUGGGAGUGGUUGAGUGUCGAACUGUCAGGUCAUGAGGGAUGGACAGUGAUGACCGACAUCAGUGCCCAGACAUGCCACCCAGCCCCUGGCUGGUGAGUGCCAAGUGCAGGGUUCAAUGCCUGGGACCUCAGGCCUUGCCCAGGCCGCCCAACUGUCCCCUCCAAUUGGCCAUCAGGAGGAGUCAGGCAUGCGGGGGUUCUCAGCAGUACAUUUUCCCGGCCAGCCCCUUCCCAACCUCCACCGCCCUGGCCAUGGGGUCACUGCCGGGCAUCCCACGUGGGAGCAGAGAAAACCUUCCACUUCCAAGAGAAGCGCUGCGUCUUGGGGACUGAGCUUGUUCCUGUUCAUGGAGAAGUGAAUAGGACACAUGCCAGUUUGAGCAGGGGGCCUGGCUGAGCUAAAGCAGAGGGCUGGGCGAGAAAGAGACCCAUAGCCAGAGGGCCCUCUGUCCACCCUCUCUUCCCCCUCAGAAUUUCCUCCGGCAUUGAGGCUGAGCACAUGGCUAGGCUCUGGGGGUCUGGGGUCUCUCUGCCUCCCUGAAUAUAGCAUUCUCAAGUGACACCUGGGAGUGGGGGACUGGGAGAGGCCCCUCAGGGCAGCCCUGGUCCUCCACUGAAUCCCAGCGUGUUUUGCAGGAGACACGUCCAAUGAAUAACGUUAUUCCCAAGGCCCUCCUGGGCCAAGCCUUGCCCCAAGUCCAUCAGCGUUUGACUAAGCUUCUGAGGGUCUGGUUCUCACCAAGAGCAGCGUCCCAAUGGCCCGUUCCAGGAACAGACUGGGGGUGCUCCCCAUUUUCAUUUCCUCCCCAGAACAGGGCACUGCCUCUGAUCUCCACUGAGCAAAUGCACUGUUCAGACAGAAAGGGGAAACAGCUGUCCCGUCCAUCCCCUACGCCUGUGAGCUGGAGAAGCCCCUUCGGGCCGAGGGGAGCUCUUGCCCUGGAGUGAUAUCUGCUUUCACGGGCAAAUCCGCUGUUAGCUGUCCACUCUGGGAAGGGAGAAGGGAGUUGACAAGGGGCUUCCAAAGGAUGGGGGCCACAUGCCCACUGGCCUGGCCUCUCCUGGCCCUCCUGCUCCAGGUGAGACCUGCAGUUUCCUCUGUCAGGAACCUUCCUGCUGCAGCCCUUGGAUCCCCCCACGUCAAGGCAGUGCAGGCAGAAUUAGAUGCUCUUCACUGUCCAGCAAGUUAGUUGACUUCCUUAUGACUUGAUUCCCCCACCCUCCCCACCCUGUGACCACAGGGAUUAAUUGAGGAGGGCUUGGUGUGGCUGAGGAGUGGCAUGUGAUGGGCACAUUCCUGCCUGUCUGCUGAGGGGCCAGUCAUGCCCAGGGCAGAUCCUGUCCCCAGGAGUCUGGGGUCUUCUUCAUUCCCCAACAUCCCCCUGUGCCUCUCAGCAACUUGUUGGCUCAGCCCCCCUCCAGUCCAGCCUCGGCGGGGGGGUCACCCCAGGGCAGCCUACCUGAUCCAGGGGCCACCCAGAAGUCCCAAACGAGGGCUGGUUUUCCACAGGGCACAGGCCUGGGAAAGUGCAAGGGGCCUCUUGAGCCCCCCACCCCCACCCCACUGAGGUGCCCUAACUGGGUCAGCAGUGUUCUUCCUGGGAACAGCCCUGACAGCCGUCCGAGCUCCCUUUGCCGAGGCCCUACAGGCAGGGCGCCUGUGCCAUGUGUGGCAGCAUCAUCAGGCUCGAGGACUCCUCAAAGGGUUAAGGGCACAGUCCGCUGGCAUGGGGCCAAGUGCACCAGGAGGUACUGCAUCUUAAUGAAUCAUUAUUGCUGGGCGCCUUUGUCUUUCUUUAUCUGGUGCACAAUAAAAGAAUUAAUUGGACAGAAAAUGGCAGGGCAAGGAACUGACAAGUCAUUACGAGUUGCUGAAUGACAGAUGAGCUUCGCUCCGGGGUGGAUUUCUGCUCCGGAAUGAUAAUGGCCAGGAGGGGAUAGGGUCUGUGGGGCAGGCACUGCGAUGUGGGAUGUGGCCAUUGUGAUUCCAGUCAGGACACCGGACAGGGGUGGCUGGCCGAGCUCUCCAAGGCAAAGCGGGGGACGCAACCUGGCCAGGCAGAGGGUUUAUUCAUUUUUGUGUCAGAACACAGGAUAAAUAUUUAGGCAUGGCAAGGGCAAGCAAACUUUUCUUCCUGGCUACGGGAAGAUGGCGGUGGGGUACAGGGGGUGCUCCACAUUAGGAGAAGUAGGUGGAGGAAAGAGAAGAGAGACGGGAGGAAUGGAAAGGGGGGAAAGAGAAGGGGGAAGAUGAGGAGAGGGGAGGGGAGCUAAAGGGAAGGGAGGGAGACAGGGUCGAGAGGAGAGGGGAGGGCAGAGGGGGAGAGGAGGGGAGAGAGGAAAGACAACGAUGGGGAGAGAAGAGGACAGAGGAGAGGACAGGAGGGGAGAGAAGGGGAGAUCAGAGAGGGAUGAGACAGGAGGGGACAGGAGGAGAGGCAAGAGGAGAGAAGGGGAGAGGGGGCGGGGGGACAGGAGGAGAACCUUGAAAGACACAUGGGAGACCGUCUCCCCAGCACUGGCUGCACCAGUUGUAGCUGCUGCUGACAUCAGGUUAUUUAGGAGUCACCUGGAAAAGCCACCCACAGGUCCUGGACCUCCCACCCAAGUCCGUGGAGCUUCUCAUGGGUCUGGGGCCUCUGCUAAGUGGUCAGAACAGAUGCGUCCAGGCUGGGUUAUUGCAGGGCCACCCCAGGGAGGGAAGACAGAGGCUCGUGGACUGGGGAUGUGGUGUUGGGUCCUCAAGAUGCUCAGCCUGUCCCGUGUCUGUGACCCAGUGGCCCCAGGGAGCUGGAUUUGAAUCUUGGCCUUGAGCACCUGGUUCCUGGUCUCCUACCUCUGGUCGGCACCUCUGUUUCCACCUCCAGGCAUCUCAGGGCUGGGCUGAGGGUGGCAUUGGAAGGGGGGUCCCCCCUGCCCUGGGGGAGGUAUCUGUCAGUCAGUCAACAACCCUACCCAGGCUAGGACACCACCUGUGGUGGGCAGUGGUCUCCACCAGGGGCUGUACCAGCCCCCAUCCUGGGCACAUGAAGGUCCCAGAGGGGCAUGUAGCCCACUGAAAUUACACACCUUCUUCAGAAUUGCUGAGCAGGACUUGAACCCAGGCUGGGUAGGUGGGCUGUGUCCCUGGGCGCUGCUAGAUGCCACACCUGGGCUGGUGAGACCUUCAAGGGGAGGGUAAGCCUGGUGCCCCUGGGAAGGGAGCCUAAGAGGGGCUGAUCCAGGUGGGCUCCACCCCAAGGGGAGCUGCCCUGAGCACAGAUCAAACCCAUUUUUGGGUACGUUAUGAGCAUCUCAGCAGUGGGAUAAGGCAUCCGGGGACCAUGAGGGGCAUUGUCAUUGCCUUUGUAAUUCACCAUCUGAUGGUGGUGUGUGCGUGUGUGUAUGUGUGGAUGUACCUGCGUACAUGUGUGCAUAUACAUGUGUGUGCACGUACAUGUAUGUGUGUGCAUGUGCAUGUUGGACAGAGGCCGACCUGGCCUUGCCCUUCUUCAUUCCAGCAGAACAGGUGGAUACAGACAGGACGAAGGACCAGGGGAGCCUGUGUAGGGACCCCACCUGCUUCGCAGGAUGUCAGGGGAGGAUCCCUGAGAUGCCUCUGCUGAGUCUUGUAUCUGCGCAGGGCUCUAGGGGCUUACCCUUUGCCCUGUGAUAAUCCAGGUGACUAGCAAUGUCCUUGGCUCUUCACGCAGCCCUGGCAGAGAAGUAAAAGGCAGCCAUUGCCCCAGUGGUGGAGGUCCAGCCAGCACUGGCCAGGCUGGGCCAGGUCUGCUGCUGUAACAAGCAACCCGCCAAGGCCAAUGACCCUACACGCCCACCAGCAUCUGCUCUGGGGCCUCCCUGCCCCAAUGCACAAGGUCUGGCCAGCCCUGCACUGGCUUUCUGCUGCUCUGAGCAGUGGACAGGCCCCUGCCAGGCCAGUGAGUUGAGGGCUAUUUCUACAGACUUUUCCCAGAAUGUGCCCCUCUGGCCGCUGGCCCACACGGGGGGCCACUGGGUGCCUGUCCUCUCCCUCAUCUCCAGAUGGCCCUUGCAGUGCCCACAGAGGAAGUACUCAUAGAGAGUUCUAGUUAAGAAAUGAUCCUGAGCUGAGGAAAGUUUCUCUCUCCCACUCUCCCUACCUUCUUGGGUCCCUGAGGGAAGGUAUGCAGGCACCUUUGGAUCACAGGAUGCUUGGAUCCUGCCCUGCAAACACACCAAGUGACAGAGCCAGGGAGGGCCUCGCAGGAGUCCCCGAGAGCUGGCUCUGGGUGGCAGGGGUGGGGUGGGGCACCAAGCCCGGCCUGGCCUCCUCUGCUGUGUCUAGGUGCAGGACACCUGCCCAGGCCUUGCAGGAGCCGUAGGGAUGCUGGACAACCUGAGCAGAGGUGGUUGGGGGGAGUGUUUCCUGUCUUUAAAUACCAGCCACGCUCCCUGUCCAGGCCAAGUGGAUGUCCCAGACCCACGCCCCAGACCACCACCAAGCCAGUACCUUGAACUCCAGUUUCAGGUGUGCUCAGGGUGUCAGGGUUCCGCAGGCGCUGCCCCGGGAGGGAGACCCUGCUGUGGAGAUUGCCGCUGGCACUAGAUUCAGCAAUGGGGAGGUAGGUGGCCUCUCCCUCCUGGAGGAAAAGUCACAUUCUCACCAAGCAGAGUCGAGGCCGGUCUUGUUUCCUUUUAAGAGUAGACAAAUUGCAUUUCGAUUUGCGAUGGCAUUUCUUGGCCUGGCUCCAGCUCUUCUCUCUCUGGCUGUGAGAUCCCGGACGGAUAGACCCCUCCCUUGGGCACCUGUUUCCUGUUCCUUCCAUUUGCCUACUAAUUCCGCAGGCCGUGGGAGGUGGCGGACAUGUGGGAUGCAGGUCUGGGCGCCCAGGCCACUCCCUGCCUUGUUGUUGUAUCGUCCACUUGUUGCAAAACCGCAUUGCAUGAAGCCCCCAGGACUGCCCCACGGAAUCCCUUUUUUGAGUCUGCAAAGUGCACCCCUCACCCCACCUUAGCCCCUUGGUUGCCCUGGAGACAAAGCCACAUCCUCCGCUUCCAGAGCACAUGGCAGGUCUUCUCAGGGGCCCUGAGUGUGGAGGCCAGGCCAGUCUGCACCCUGGCUUCAGUGGGAAUCUCUGCUACUAAGAAGGACCAAGUCCAGACCAUGCCUGAACAUGCCACCAUCAUCCUCGGCUCUUGGAUGUCCACACUUGGCAAGGCCCUUCAUAGGGAAAGAUGUGUCUGGGAGACCCAGCCAGCCCUGGGUGCUUGGUCCAGCACUGACUGCUUUCUGGGGUGCAGCAGGGAUUGGGGAGGGUAUGGAGUUGGAUGCUCAUGUGUGCACAGCCGGGGACAUGUGCUCUGCCUCUUGUUGCCAGAACCCUGGAACCCUCUGCCAGUCUGCUCCGUGGGUGGCUUCUGGAUCUGUGACUUGCCAGGAGAAAUGAUAGCUCCCGCUCAGAAGCACCUAGUCUGCGCUGGCUCAGUCUUAAGCCCUCUCGUGCAUGAUGUUAGUGGGACUCUGGUACCCCCUUUUACCUCCAUCUUAGAGAUGGGCACACUGAGGCUCAGAGAAGUGCCGCGCCCACCCUGACACCACACAAUUACCCCCUGGAGGGUGGGGGGAAUCUGGUUAGAAUGACUAGGAGGAGCCUGGGGCAUUUUUAGGGCGUGGAACUAUACUAAUACUGUGAUGAAGGUGGACACAUGACAUGUGCAUGUGAACCUAAUGUAAUUACAGAUGGACCCUAGUUAAUGAUGAUGUAUCACUAUAGGUACAUCACAUGUAACAAUGUCUCACACCAAUGCAAGAUGGUAGGAAUAGGAGAAAGAGCACAGGGGAGAGGGUGCACCGAACUCCCUACUUCUUGCGCUAUUCCUAUAAACCUAAAACUGCUCUAAAAAUUAAAAUAUACAUUUAAAAAAAUCUAUUAAAUGAAAAAAAGAAAUCAGUUUCCCAGUGAUCCCCCCAUGCCCCACAGUCCUGCUGGAUGGGAAUCCUGGGGUUUCUGUGGGCAGGAGAAUGUGGACCCCCAGCUGCAAAUGUGUCUCCCCAGUGCCCCCAGCCUCCAGCAAGCUGCACUGCCAUUCUCAGGCCUGGGAAAUGGGGAGGCCUGUGCCCCCAGGGUCACAGUGAAGUACCAUACAUUUGCAAACUGCAGGCACCAGACACCCAGGCUGACCAUCAUUGUCAUCGCCCCUGGGGCACUUAUAGGAAAUAGCGCAUAAAUCAAAGCUCAGUCUUGGCGGGCAGCAGAAAGCAGCAGUCCUUGGGCUCAAGAAGUUCCCGGCCCCUCAGUCUCCUCACCGUCCCCUCCCCUGGGGAAGCGGGUGAUUGGAUGUCACAGCCUGUGUGGACCUGGCCUCUGUAUGAAAUACAACAAAGACACAGUUUCCUGACAGUUGUGGGGUGUGUUGUGUUCCGCUGAAAGACAUGCUGAAGUCCUGACCCCUGUACCCGUGCCUGUGACCUUGUUUGGAAAUCAGGUCUUUCUUUGCAGAUGUUGUCAAUCAACAUGAGGCCAGCAGGGUGGGUCCUAAUCCUACUCCCUCCUGAGUGGUGUUUCAUAGAGGGAGACAAGCAUGGACACACAGUCACACACAGGAUGAGGCAGACCCCACGUGAAGGUAUAAGCCAAGGAAUGCCCAGGGCUUCUAGAAGCUGGAGAUAAGGAAGGAUCUUCCCCUGGAGCCAAGAGAGCCUGGCCUUCCUGAUGCCCCGAUUUGGACCCCAGCCCCCCGAACUGAGAGAGGAUAAAUCCCCCAUCCCAAAUCUCCCCUUGGCCUUGAAACCCCCUGCAAACCGCCACAGCGACAGAGGCACUGGAGAGAAGCUGUGGACGGAGGAGCCACUCCAGAACAUUCCGCUUUUGGCUCUGAGUCACCGGGCCAGGCAGCCAACACAACGGUGAGCUUCACUCCUGGUAGGCUUAAUCCUUUUUUUUUUUCCUCCCUCCAGAAGUCA
Loxodonta africana (African savanna elephant) is the source of this 11425-nucleotide messenger RNA. It is a transcript of the gene SOX8, whose product is annotated as SRY-box transcription factor 8. Lineage: Eukaryota; Metazoa; Chordata; Mammalia; Proboscidea; Elephantidae. The transcript is spliced from 3 exons. The record is from RefSeq and is a predicted model, not a curated record. Gene Ontology annotation, biological process: peripheral nervous system development; morphogenesis of an epithelium; neural crest cell development. Gene Ontology annotation, cellular component: nucleus. The coding region runs from base 32 to 1441 and encodes 469 amino acids. Gene Ontology annotation, molecular function: DNA-binding transcription factor activity, RNA polymerase II-specific; RNA polymerase II cis-regulatory region sequence-specific DNA binding.